GGUUUACGCGCUACUGGCGGGGCUUUACAACGUUUACUGUGCACUGUUGGCUAAAUAGGACGUUUACUUAUUUAUCUUGUAGCAGUAUUUUAUAAGACAGCACGAUCGGGUACGUAAAUGAUAGUGAUAGCAUUUGUGGCCGAGCCAAGAUGUGUAUCAGCGAAGAUGAAGUAAAAAUGUGUUGUUUGGAGGGUGAUUUAUGAUUUGUCAGUUGGUUGGUUUUGGAGUAGCUAUCAGCAGGAAGCUAAAGUGUUGCGCGCUGGCUAUCAGCUGUAAGUUAGCUAGAAGCGAACAGAGGGAGCGGAACAAAGAUGAGCGCUGCACGGGAGAUAAAACAGCUGCAGAAGGCAAAGACCAAAUCGCAGAACAGCAACAACUUAAGAGAAGAAGCUAACAUCUGCAAUCAGCUUGGAGAACUACUGUCAAGAAAUGGUGAUUAUGAAGCUGCCAUCAGUGAGCACCAGCAGGAGUUAUCGCUCUCUGAGGUGUUGAAUGAUGUGAUUGGACGAGCUGUGGCCAAUCGUAAGAUAGGAGAGUGCUACGCAGAGAUGGGGAACAUUGAGGCUGCUUUGAAACAUCAGCGCUGUCACCUGGACCUGGCUCGCUCAGUCAGAGAUCAUGCUGAGGAGCAAAGAGCAUUGGCCACUAUUGGUCGAACCUACCUCUUCCGUUAUGAAUCUGAUCAAUCAAGGAAAAGUUUAGAGCUAGCCGAGGACGCCUUCAGGAAAAGUCUGGCCAUUGUGGUUGACCGUCUACAAGGCAGUGUAUCAGGGCGAGAGAUGAGUGAGAUGAAGGCACGUCUCUUCCUCAAUCUUGGUCUGGUCUGUGAUCAUCUGGGGGAGCCAAAAAGAUGCAGCGAGUUCAUCCGACGCAGUGUCUUCAUCGCAGAGAAGGGUCAGCUGCUGGAGGAUUUGUACCGUGCAAACUUCAACCUGGGCAACAUCUACUUCCGUAACGGUCAAAAGUCUAACGCUGUGCGCUCUCUUGAGCAGGCCAAGGAGUGUGCGAGGAAGAUCAAAGACAAGUUCAGUGAGAGCGAGUGUUUUCACUGCAUUGGAAAGGUGCAGCUGUCUCUUGGGGAUUUCGUAGCAGCUAGACGAUCUCUGAAAAAAGCUCUUGUGCUGGGUUCCCAGCAGCCACUGGACAGGCAGGCUGUAAAAAAGGCUUUCAAAUAUGCUGAUCAAGGCUGUAAAUUGGAGGAAGAGUUUGGGGAUGAUCAGGGGAAAAAACUCAGCCCCCAUCAGGCUGUGGGGUUGGCCGAGCAGCUUGGAGACCUUUAUUGUAAAGUUGGCUGCUACAGCAAAGCUCUGGAUGCCUAUCAAGCUCAGCUAAAAAGUGCUGAGUCAUCAGGAAAGCCCGCCAGGGAGCUGGCUGUCAUCCACGUGUCCUUGGCUGCGACCUACACAGACCUGAGACAGCACAGUAAGGCUGUGGAGCAUUACAGACAGGAGCUUGCUUUAAGGCAGGGCAGCUCUACUGAGGAGUGUAGCACUUGGCUGAACAUCGCAGCAGCUCAGGAGGAGAGCAGUUCUGCCUUUGAAGAUAUAAACAGCAGCUACAGAACAGCUCUAAACUGCGCUAAGACGUCUGGCCAUGCCAGACUACAGAAACGCGUCCUGAGGCUCUGGCUGGCAUCCCAGCGACGAAGCGGUUCAUCUGAGGCUGACAACACAGAGGCAAGGCUGCAGGAGCUGUGUGCUACAGAGGGCUGGAGUCCAGAUGAUAGUGAUGGUGAGGAGGAUGAAGAGGAAGAAAUGGACAACAGUGAAUCUCUGGAGGACAGUGAUGUCGUUCUCUCAGACUCAGAUGAUGACAUGGAUGGUUAUGACAAGAUGGUGUCAGGAAGGAGGAAGGCAGGACGGUGGAACAAGAGGAAUGAGAAGGGCGAGACAUCGCUACACAGAGCUUCUAUAGAUGGAAACCUGAAGCAAGUCCAGUACCUGGUGGAACAGGGUCACCCUGUGAAUCCCAGAGACUACUGUGGCUGGACACCCCUUCACGAGGCCUGCAACCAUGGCCACUACGACGUUGUGGCCGUGUUGCUGGAGCGUGGAGCUAACAUCAACGAUCCUGGUGGUCCCUUGUGUGAGGGAAUGACCCCUCUUCAUGAUGCACUUGCUUGUGGUAAUCUACAAGUUGCGAGGCUCCUGGUGGAACGAGGGGCUUCUGUCACCUUACGCAAUUCUAAGGGCGACGCAGCCUUGGACUCCUUCCGUCAGUGGCAGAGGACGUACAGCAGAGACUUGGACCAGGACACCAAGCAGGAGUGUGUCAUCACAGAGAGACUGCUGAGGAACGCGCUCGCAGGGGAAGUCUCUGCUGCUCCUAAGGCCCCAGCCAAGCCUUUCGAUACCCUGCAGGACAGCCAGCUGUUUGAUGCUGAGAACUCAGAGCCGCUGUCAUCCUCUGGAGGGGGCUUUCCCCUCAGCCAAGACUGGCCCCAGACUAACAGGAAGCCUGAGUUUAAAGCUGCAUCUGUCAGCCCCAAACGGCGACAGAGCAAUGGAUCAACACAGAGACACAGAGCCAGAGGGACAGAGGCUAAUGUCCUGUAUGGGAAUAGCAGCAGCUCCUCAGACGAGUCAGACUAUGACCGCCCAGUCAGUCCUCUCCGCCCUGUCCGCCCCAGACAAAGCUUCCCAGCAGCCUCGAGUCAAAAAGAAGUUCCCCAAAACAAGGACGCCAAUUCCACCCCAAACCCGGGCAGGGAGAGUGUCAGGGGGGCUCCUGUGCCAUCCGUCUUUGCACGAGAGGACUACCACAGCGCCAUCAGAGGGUUAGGUAGCGCCAAAUCUCGUCUCCAGGGUCUGACACAGCCUCAGUUCUCCAGCACUACAGCUGUCUCAUCCAGCAGCAAAUCAGCCCUGGUUCCUGAGGAGGAGUAUUUGGCCGACGACUGGCUGGAGGACGAUUUGGAAGAAUUCCAGCCCAAGAAGAAGAGGAGGAUGCAAGAACAAAAUGGGAUGGGAGGAGAGGAUGUUGACGUGUCAUCCGCAGCAAGUGGCCACAACAGGCAGUUAAACUCUAACAAGUCCAACAGAGUGUCUGCAGUUCUUCCUUCCUCCAGCAGAGGUCUCUCUCUGAAAAAGAAUGGCUCUCUAAAGCCUCACCAGGUGAAAAUGACUCAGAUGCCAGGAAUGCUCAGGUUGGGUAGAAGAGAGGUGAGCAGGUCACACAGCCCCACACUGACAGAUGAUGACGACAGAGCUGAGACACCCCCGCCUCCACAGAUAUACAUUCAGCAUCAAGCACCAACUUUGUCUGCUUCCAUGCCCACAUCAAUGCCUCCGCCAAUCAGAAUGAGGGUCAGAGUUCAGGAAGAUGUUUUCCUCAUCCCAGUUCCUCAAAGUGAGGCAGACUCCUGCACAGUGUCCUGGCUGUGUGAUCAGGCUGCUCAGCGUUACUAUCAGAAGUGUGGCCUCCUGCCUCGCCUCUCACUGCAAAAAGAAGGUGCUCUGCUCUCCCCGCAGGAUCUACUGCUGGCCGUCCUGCACACCAACGAAGAGGUUCUGGCUGAAGUUUGUUCCUGGGAUCUUCCUCCUCUCCCUGAGCGCUACAAGAAAGCCUGUCAGAGCCUCGCAGUUGAUGAGAACAAGCGUGUCACCCUGUGUGAGGUGCAGGAUGGGUCCUCAUCAGUGUCUGUGUGUGGCCUCAGUUUGGCCCCCUCUUCCCUCAACCCACUCCUGCGUGCGCUGAAACUGCAGGCUAGCCUCACAGAGCUGCGCAUUUCUGGCAAUCGUCUACGUGACAACCUUCUCCCUGAGCUGGUUGCCACAGUGAUCACCAUGCCUCGGCUUCGGCUGCUAGACAUUUCUGCAAAUCAGAUCACGGGGGAGGGGCUGGAGAAGGCGGUGAACGCUCUGAAGGGACACAGCCAUCCUGCAUUCCCGUGUCUGGAGGAGCUUGACGUCAGUAUGAACCCACUGGGUGACGGCGUAUCUGAGUCACUGUCCUGUUUGCUGUCCUGCUGUCCUCUGCUAGCCAAACUGUCUCUGCAGGCUUGUGGCUUCACCGUUCGCCUCUUGCAGCAGCAUCGACUGCUGCUUGCAAGUGCGCUAACAGGAACAGGCCACCUGAAAUCAGUGUGUCUAUCCCACAAUGCACUGGGCUCCACUGGCUCUGAGCUGGUAUUAAAAACCCUGCCUCUCCACUGUCUGACACACCUGGACCUGUCUGCAGUCCGCAGAGGUCCUGCUGAUGUCCCACUGCUGGAGCACCUCACCAAAAUCCUUUCGCAGGAUGAGUGUUCACUAACCCACCUAAGUCUUGCUGCAAAUGGUUUGACGGACUGCAGUGUUGCCACUCUGGCCAGGUGCCUCCCUUCAUGUCCGUCUCUGGUGAGUCUGAACCUGUCAGGAAACCCGUCUGUAACAUCAACAGGACUCAACAACAUCCUAACCGCACUCAGAGAGGCUUGUCGAUCUUUGACCCUUCUUAACCUUCAAGGCUGUCAGGUGUUCGGCCCCUGGGAUAGUGAGGGUCUUGAUGGUUUGUCAGGGCUGGUCCAGGAUCUGCGGCUUUGCUCUCAAGGACUUAAUAAACUGGACCGACAGGCUUUGAAGCAGAGCUGGGAUGGCAGUCAGCCUCAUCAUGGAUGCUUUGUUGAUCGAAACAGCAAGUUUUUGAUCUCUGAGACAGCUUCUUCAUGAAGACAUGAAAAUGAACCAUCUUCAGAGACAAUGGCAGAGUCUUGAUACCUGAAACAGAUUCAUGAAUAAAUAAGAAUUUAAGUUGUGUCAUAGUUGAAUGUGACACUUGUUUUUAUGAAAAGAUGCUGUUUUCAGGUUUUGGUCAGUUGCAGUGAAAUAUGAGGCUUAAAUCAUUAAAAGAACCAACAGCAUUGGGGAAAAAGACACUCUGUAAAUAGAUUGUUUCAUGUGUUUAGUAUACCUUAUUUAUGUUUACCUUUGAAGUACAGUUUGUCAGCAGUGUGUUGGAUCCUUCCUGACAUAUUGUAUGAUCUGGUUCAGAAGAAAAAUUAAAGUGACUUAAUAUGCG
Messenger RNA from Notolabrus celidotus (New Zealand spotty), 4998 nucleotides. It is a transcript of the gene tonsl, whose product is annotated as tonsoku-like, DNA repair protein. NCBI's taxonomy places the organism in Eukaryota, Metazoa, Chordata, Actinopteri, Labriformes, Labridae. Gene Ontology annotation, molecular function: protein binding. The record is from RefSeq and is a predicted model, not a curated record.